This is a messenger RNA of Staurois parvus, 323 nucleotides long. The record is from the annotation of a GenBank genome assembly. Lineage: Eukaryota; Metazoa; Chordata; Amphibia; Anura; Ranidae.
AUCAGCUGUGUCCAAUCACAGUGCACAGAGCACUGAUGAUCAGUGUGCCCUGAUGAUCUGUGUAGCCCCAGCAGCGCCACCUGUCAGUGUCCAUCAGUGCCAGCUCACAUUGCUCAUCCAUGCCACCUGCCAGUGCCACAUCAGUACCACAUCAAUGCCACAUAUCAGUGCCAUCUGAGCUGCCUUUCAGUGUCACCCAUCAGUGCCAGUCAGUGCCGCCUAUCAAUGCCAGUCAGUUCCACCUAUCAGUGCUGCCGAUCAGUGCCGCCUAUCAGUGCCCGUCAGUGCUGCCUAUCAGUGCCGUCUGUCAGUGCCGCCUAUCA